Molecule: messenger RNA, 4596 nt
Organism: Amoebophrya sp. A120
Lineage: Eukaryota; Dinophyceae; Syndiniales; Amoebophryaceae
Source: the annotation of a GenBank genome assembly
UUCUUCCCUAUCUCCACCAUGAGGUCGGUUGAGUUUCGUGCAAAAAAAAAAUGAAAGCCGGUCUGUUUCGUUGCUACGUUAAUAUUUCCAUUGCCAAGCUUAUUUGACGAGAACGCUCUGGUUCGACCGACCACGAAAACUCUUCUCCACCAACACACAGAACUCUUUAUUUCCCCCACGGUUUAUCUUUAUUUUCAUCACUUGCAAACAAGAGCACAACUUUUAUUUCACUUUGGUUCGAUCGACAAGGAGCAAGAAGAUGAUGUUGAGCCUAUUCCCCCCCCGCGGUCAAAUCAUCUCAAGAAGAUCAUACUGAACAACACAUCAAUUUGUUCACGUACUAAACUGCAACAAAAAAACGUCUAUAUUGAUAAAUACGAAGUUCCCACGAACCUCAUUUCAAAUUCAAUAAGUACGAAAAAGUCAACAUGUCGGCGCAGCAAGGCGCGAAUGUGCACGUGACGGAGAACGCGAGUGGCGCGGAAAUUGACACCGCCGUUGUCAUCGGCAUUGUUGGGGCGUGCGUUGCGGUGGUGGCGUUAAUCCUUGUGGUGGCACUGUCCAUGCAGAAAAAGUCCCCGCAGAUGGCUGUAGCGGAAGCAGGAGCUCCAGUGACCACCCCGAGGAAACAAGCUGGCCGAGGGACGUAUCAAAUGCAAAAAUGUCUGGGUCUGGAAGAAUGCAAGUUUGUCAUGCUUGUCUGGCAUGACUCGAGAAUCUGCGUUGCAUAGGCACGAAGAGGCCCUCUUACCUGUCAUGCAAAAACGCAGUUUGCCAUGCGGAUUACGUAAGACAUGGGAGCUAAAAAAUUUGUCAUGCGUAGCUGCGUAUUGCAGUGCGUCUCCCAUUCACUUUAUUUUAGCAUGACAAGUUUCCAGACCCAGGCAUUUUUGCAAUGCAUAGGACGAUGAGCGCUGCCAAUGACGUUGCCCUCGAGAUGGCGGAGGUGCAACUGCAAACACCCCGUAAAAUAUCCUGUGCAAAAGUAUCGUACUCGUAUUGCAAUCAUGCAUUACAUUAAGCUAAAUCCGCAUUACAAAUUUCAUUUUUCAUGCUGAGGAAAUUUGUGAUGCAUUUAUACGAGUACGAUACUUUUGCAGUUCAUAUAAAACAAGCCGGAUCAAUAAGACCGUUUCGGCUGAGGGCGAAGCGGGCAACUAUCACGACCAGCACUACCACUAUGGCGUUCUCAACUGUUACAUUCUCAACUGUUACACGGAUUUGUCAUGCAAAACUGCCAUCAGCCUCCACUUGAUCAAGGUGCUUAGCAUGACAAAUUUUCGAAGGGCUAAGCCGCAUCAUGAUCUGUGGAAAAUCUGUGAUGCGAAAGCUGCAAUAUUGCCACUUUCACUGUUGCUGUUCUUGCAUUACAAAUCCAUGUAACAGUUGAGAAUGUAACGUUUGCGAACGCCAUAACCACCACCACGGCGGAGGCGAGCACGGCCAUUACGAAGAAGGGUGGUCGGACCACGGAUCGCACUACAGUGACCACCACAACUACGGGGAAGAUUCGCACUACGGAGACCACUCGCACCAUGGCGACGAAUCUUCCUAUUACGAUGAACAUUCUCAUUAUGACGAGCACGAAGGCUACGGCUACCACGAUCAUGAUGGUGAAUGGGACGAAGAAUACGAUGAUCACGAGGGCUACCACUCUGACUAUUCGCACAAUCACAGCGGGCACCAUUCGCAUCACUCCGGGUACAGCGAUCAUCACGGGUACGACUCUACUCCCCACUCAAGCCGCUCGAUUUCCUCCGAAAUGUCAUCUACCCGUUCCUACCCCGGAGCUGCUGGGUACAGCAACCACGGUGGAGCAACUGCGACGCCGCGCUCGGAGCGCGUGCAACAAAAGAAAAACGCGGUGCUGAACAAACACGGCAAGGGCGGAGGGCAGGUGACCACUUCGACCUUUCAAACCGUGACGCACCACGGCGAUCACGGGGAGCACUACUACGAGGACACCAACAUUGCCAGUUGGACACCCCGGGCGAAGAAGAAACCGCAGCGGCAAGUGGACAAGAUGUAUCCAAUGCAAAAAUGUCUGGGUCUGGAAGAAUGCAUGUUUGUCAUGCUUGUCUGGCAUGACUCUUAAAUUUGUCAUGCACGUUAACCAAGAGCCCCACCCUUCUGUGGUGCAGAAACGCAGUUUGUCAUGCAGCAUAGGCAACGCCUAGAAGCUCAGAAACUUGUCAUGCUGAGCCAGCACUUGUGGCCUCAUCAUGAGACGCCACGCAACAUCACAAGUUUCCAGACAUCCAGGGAUUUUUACAUUUGAUAAGAUGCAAGACAAGGCUAACGCGCGCCUGGAUAUCCUGAGGAAAAACGUUCCCACCCCAGAGUUGUCAUGCAGAUUUGCAAUGACAAGGACAUUUGUGAUGCGCAUACACACGGUACACAUUUUCAGUCGUGUUUUGGAAUUUGUGAUGCCAUGAACAGGAUAAGCAGAUGGAUCUGUGAUGCAGCUGCACUUGCUACCCUGCACUACACUACGGAGUGCAACUUGUCAUGCGUGACUCCAAAAAGUCCUAGGUUUGUGUUGCAAAACCCCAAAUUGACUCUGGUGUGGGUACGUUUUUACUCAGGAUACUGGAAGGCCGCGGGCACUACGGCUUUGAAGAUCGGUACCACGACUGGGAUAUCCUGUGCAAAAGUAUCGUACUCGUAUAAAUGCAGGUCUUGCAUUACAAAUUUCUUUAUCAAGGCAAAUCAGCAUUACAAAUUUUAUUUCUCAUGCUGAAGAAAUUUGUAAUGCAUUUAUACGAGUACGAUACUUUUGCAAUCCAUAUGGGAGGCCGGCACCUCCAUAUCAAAAGGAAAAUUCCCCCCUCCCCAUACUAAAGCGGAGAUUUGUGUAGCAUGAUUUGAGACCACAAGUCAUGCUGUCAUGCUAGAAGGUGGCAAAAGAAGCGGACUGUAGUGCUGGGUGGCGUAGGAAAGCCGUGCGUCUUCAGCACGACAGGAGGCGGAGGCAAAUCCGAAUGGAAAUGGAAAACAGCAUGACAAAUUGCCUGCAAAGGAGGGAGCAACUGCGUCUCUUGGCCUUCUGGCAAUACUUAAAAGUCGAUUUGUGUUUACUCAAAUACAGCAGCACAAAUUUCGUUUUUGAUGUGAGAGGUGGGGGGAUUUUUCCUGUGGAUACUCCAAUGCGAACGACCACAUCCUCCACAACACCAGUUCGAUGCGCGGCGGGGGCGGGGGGUGGUCGCUCCGGGGCGCCUUUCAGGCGCACGGGGGGCCGCAGAUUGACGUGAUGCGGGCUGCUAUCCCACGAAAAAACUGUUUCACUGUAAUGACUCUGAAAGAUCUGCAUCACAAGUUUGUUACACAUGACACAGAAAAUUUGCCAUGCGCGCUUCCAAAGGGAAAACACCCCUAAAGAGUCAAGGUCUUGCAGGUGUAGCAAGACAAAUAGUUCUGUGCUGUUCCAUUCUAUGCAUCACAAGUUCACAGUGAAACACUUUUUUCUUGCGAUAGCUGCGAAACGAGAGGCGGACGCCAGUGCGCAGACGGGCGUCGUUAUCCCAGAGAAAAAAGCUGCCAGCUCAUAUUUGUAAUGCAAAAAUAAAUACACAAAAUAAAAAUCUGCAUUGCAUAUCCGAAGCAGCAUGUGCAUGCUAGGGGGCCGCCCAUGGCAAGUUUUUCUGUCUAUUUAUUUUUGCAUUACAAAUAUCCCCUGCCAGCUUUUUUCUCUGGGAUAGUCGUGCGCCCGCCCAUGAGCUAUGACCGAGUGGAGCACAUUUACAACCAGCAACGGGAACUUCACCAAGCUGGACGGGAUGGGUUUUACUGAUCAUGACAAUUCACAACAGCACGACAUUCAAGAUCAUCAUGCCUGGAAAGGAGCUGCACGCUACAGCAGCUGCAGCUUUGGAAAAUGGAAAAUACUUACUUCUAAUGCGUAUGAUCAGAAGCAGAUGCCGCAGCAUUUUCGUUUCGAAAGUACACUUAUUUUUUUCUCUUUCAUCUCAUUGUAAAUUUCUUAUUCUAGUUCUUGCUUUCAUGUUUGACACUCCAUACUUUUUAAUCGCAACUUCAUCACCGCUCUACUUUGGAGUUUACAAUUUCCUGACAACAUUACAUUUCUAUAAUUUCACGCUCACCUCCUCCAUGAAACUACUAUAAAUCAAGUGCCUGAUUCUCCGAUAUUAGUUGUAAUUUUAUUAGUGUUAGUCUCAUGUAUUUUGUCUUCGUGUUGGUGUUGUAUCCUUCCCAUCUGUAGCAAAUUUUCGGAGGAAGAAGAAACCCAGUAGCGUUUUUCCGGUUUCCAUGUUGCGACGAGGACGCCAGGUCAAGGUCCACAACAUCCAGCUGAAUUACUGGGCUAGCCGCGCAUGAUCAACAGGAGCUUCUUCUCAGUUCACAACAUCGAAGUAGAGUAAGUACUAUCGGACUUCAAUAUAAUUUGUUGUACAUGAGUGCCACAUGACAGACUCUGUCUUGUUGGAAUUGAGGAAGUGUGCUCUUCGUUCGUUGCACGACAUGAAGACGGAGAUGAGGAAAUGUUGUCAGAUUUUUAUUUUUCAUGAAAAGACGGUGAUCCGUCUGUCUUCGCAUGGAACCCGAACCGCUAUGUACUUUUUUCAUAAUUUGCAU